CGCCAGGCGGCCGCCAUGUCGGCCUCAGCCUGCGACCCGACCCUGACUGAGCCAGAGACCGGGGGCCGGAGGACCCGGGCGGGAACGGCCCGAGGGGCCGGCUGUGCACCCGAGAUGUCCGGGGCGGUGCCGGCGGGCAGCGCCGCGGGCUCAGUAAAAUUCAAAGAUGUGACUAUGGCCUUUACCCAGAGGGAAUGGGAGCAACUAGAUCCUGCUCAGAGGAGCCUGUACAAGGACGUGAUGCUGGAGAACUACAGCAACCUUGCCUCAAUGGAGCAUCAAGCUCCUAAACCAGACGUGAUGUCCAAUUUGGAAAAAGGAGAAGAACCAUGGUUGGGGAAGGGGAAAAGACCUAGGCAAGGUUGUCCGGGUGAAGUAGCAAGACCCAAACAAACAGGAGCCAAUGGAAAAGAAGUCCAGCAAGAUGAGGAUCAGCUAAAGAAUCAACAGGAAUCUCAAAACAAACUCCUUAGGGAAGCUGUACUCAAGAAAAAAACUCUGACUAAGAAGAAAGGCAAUGAAUGCAAUUCAUUGGGGAAAAAAGUUGUGAGUACAAAACAUGUUCCUUCAAAGAAAAAGCUUCUUAAAGUUGAUUCACAUGGAAAGAGUUUGAAACAAAAUUUAGACUUACCUGGUCAUAUUAGAAAUUGUGCAAAAAAGAAACCUGGUGUCGCUAAAGAGCACAGGAAAUCAGUCAGCCAUAACUUACCCGAUACGAAGAACAAAAAUCAAACUGGAAAGAAACAUAAGAAAUUAUCCAACCAUAGCUCACCUAAUAAGUGUGACAAAACUCAAACUGGCAAGAAACAUGACAACUUAGUUUGUCAGAGCUUAUCCCAUGCUAAAUGGGAGAAAAUUCAACCUGGUGAGAAACAUGAAAAGUCAUCCAGCCACAGCUCAUCUCCUACUAAGUGUGACAAAACUCAAGCUAAAGUGAAACCCUAUGAAUGUAAUCAAUGUGGGAAGGUUCUCAGCCAUAAACAAGGACUUGUUGACCAUCAGCGAAUUCAUACUGGGGAGAAACCAUAUGAAUGUAAUGAAUGUGGGAUAGCCUUUAGCCAAAAAUCACACCUUGUUGUGCAUCAGAGAACUCACACUGGAGAAAAACCAUAUGAAUGUAUUCAGUGUGGCAAAGCCCAUAGCCAUAAACAUGCCCUCACUGACCAUCUAAGAGUUCAUACUGGGGAAAAACCCUAUGAAUGUACUGAAUGUGGGAAGACCUUCAGACACAGCUCAAACCUUAUUCAACAUGUGAGAUCUCACACAGGUGAGAAGCCCUACGAAUGUAAGGAAUGUGGAAAAUCCUUUAGGUAUAACUCAUCUCUUACUGAACAUGUAAGAACUCAUACAGGUGAAAUACCGUAUGAAUGUAAUGAAUGUGGAAAAGCCUUUAAGUAUAGCUCAUCUCUUACUAAACAUAUGAGAAUUCAUACGGGUGAGAAACCCUUUGAGUGCCAGGAAUGUGGGAAAGCUUUCAGCAAGAAGUCACACCUCAUUAUACAUCAAAGAACUCAUACUAAGGAGAAACCUUAUAAAUGUAAUGAAUGUGGAAAAGCCUUUGGACAUAGCUCAUCUCUUACUUACCACAUAAGAACUCAUACAGGUGAAAAUCCCUUUGAAUGUAAUCAAUGUGGGAAGGCCUUUAAACAAAUUGAAGGCCUUACUCAACAUCAGAGAGUUCAUACUGGGGAGAAACCCUAUGAAUGUAAUGAAUGUGGAAAAGCCUUUAGCCAAAAGUCACACCUCAUUGUACAUCAAAGAACUCAUACUGGGGAGAAACCCUAUGAAUGUAGUGAAUGUGGAAAAGCCUUCAAUGCAAAGUCACAACUUGUUAUACAUCAGAGAUCCCACACUGGAGAGAAACCAUAUGAAUGCAAUAAAUGUAGGAAAGCCUUCAAACAAAAUGCAUCCCUUACCAAACAUGUGAAAACUCAUUCAGAAGAGAAAUCUCAUGAAUGAAAUUAAUGUAGAAAGUCUUAACUGAACAGGUUUCAUUUAACCUUAAAAGUAUAGUUGACCCUUAAACAACAUGAGAGUUGACCCUCCACACAACUGACAAUCCAUACUUUUGAUUUGCCACAGACUUAGCUACUAAUAGCCUGUUCUUGACCAGAAGCCUUAUCAAUAACAUAAACAGUUGAUUAACACAUAUUUUAUUUUGUAUGGUAUAUGUAUCAUAUACUAUAUUCUUACCACAAAGUAGCUAGAGAAAAUAAAAUGUUUUUUUCAAACUGUUGCAAAUCUCAAAAAUAUUCUCCAAUGUAUCUAUUGAGAUAAGUCUGUAUGUAAGUGGACCCACACAGUUCAAACCCAUAUUGUUCAGGGAUCAACAACAGUGUUCUGAAUUUAAAGGAUGUUAGAAACCCUUUAACAAGAAGCCACACCUCAUUACACAUAGAGGAUUUAAAAAUGAAUCUUCACAUAGAAGCAAUAGAUGACAAGUUUUAACUUUAUACCAAACCCUUAUAGAAAAUAUUGUUUUAAAAAUACUCAGUUAUUAUAAAUGAUGUAAAUGUUCAGAUUGAAAUAAAGCUUUAAAUAUUUUUAAUAAGUUUAAUAAUCAGAGCAAUAGAGAAACAUAUUGCA
Messenger RNA from Manis pentadactyla (Chinese pangolin), 2586 nucleotides. RefSeq names its product ZFP37 zinc finger protein (gene ZFP37). The record is from RefSeq and is a predicted model, not a curated record. Gene Ontology annotation, molecular function: DNA-binding transcription factor activity; RNA polymerase II cis-regulatory region sequence-specific DNA binding. Lineage: Eukaryota; Metazoa; Chordata; Mammalia; Pholidota; Manidae. The coding region runs from base 16 to 1959 and encodes 647 amino acids. The transcript has 4 exons. Gene Ontology annotation, biological process: regulation of transcription by RNA polymerase II.